Molecule: messenger RNA, 7016 nt
Organism: Rhinolophus ferrumequinum (greater horseshoe bat)
Lineage: Eukaryota; Metazoa; Chordata; Mammalia; Chiroptera; Rhinolophidae
Product: copine-1
Exons: 3
Coding region: 409-3249 (946 amino acids)
Biological process (GO): regulation of RNA splicing; positive regulation of tumor necrosis factor-mediated signaling pathway; regulation of canonical NF-kappaB signal transduction
Cellular component (GO): ribonucleoprotein complex; plasma membrane; nucleoplasm
Molecular function (GO): RNA binding; calcium-dependent phospholipid binding
Source: RefSeq, a predicted model, not a curated record
GCGGGGCUCGAGCCGCCCCUUGGUGGCCCGGGGCGGGGCCUUCGGAGGCCUCUGAGCCCGCCGCAGCGAGCGCCCCACACAAAAGGGUCGGGGCAAGGCUGCGGGGGGCCUGGGGCGCCACUUGCGCCUCUGAGGCCUGAGAGUGUGCAAGAAGGACGCAAGAGAGGAUGAGCCUGCAAACCGAAGUGGGGACGAGGCUAUAGUGAGGACGCCCCCGUGGUCCGAGAGGGAGGAGGCCAGCGCUGGGUGGCCAGCGGCCUGCGAACUAACGGGUUCUGCAGUGAAAACACCUACAUCCCCAUCUAAAAGUUGGUUUUAAUUGGUUGCCCACAGGAUUGACUUGGCCUCUACUUCUUGUUAAGAAAAUACAUCUCUUGUUUUAUCAGGUGUGUGUGGUUUCAGCGCAGCAUGGCUGUGGUCAUCCGUUUGCAAGGUCUCCCAAUUGUGGCGGGGACCAUGGACAUUCGCCACUUCUUCUCUGGAUUGACCAUUCCUGAUGGGGGCGUGCAUAUUGUAGGGGGUGAACUGGGUGAGGCUUUCAUCGUUUUUGCCACUGAUGAAGAUGCAAGGCUUGGUAUGAUGCGCACAGGUGGUACAAUUAAAGGGUCUAAAGUAACACUAUUGUUGAGUAGUAAAACAGAAAUGCAGAAUAUGAUUGAACUGAGUCGUAGGCGUUUUGAAACAGCCAACUUAGAUAUACCACCAGCAAAUGCUAGUAGAUCAGGACCACCACCUAGCUCAGGUAUGAGUGGCAGGGUUAACUUGCCGACAACAGUACCCAACUUUAAUAAUCCUUCACCCAGUGUAGUUACUGCCGCCACUACUGUUCAUGAAAGCAACAAAAACAUACAGACAUUUUCCACAGCCAGCAUAGGAACGGCUCCUCCAAAUAUGGGGACUUCCUUUGGGAGCCCAACGUUUAGCUCAACCAUUUCGAGCACAGCCUCUCCAAUGAACACAGUCCCACCGCCACCAAUUCCUCCAAUCCCAGCAAUGCCAUCUUUGCCACCCAUGCCGUCUAUUCCCCCAAUACCAGUUCCUCCUCCGGUACCUACAUUGCCUCCCGUGCCUCCUGUGCCCCCAAUACCUCCAGUCCCGUCUGUGCCACCCAUGACCCCACUGCCACCCAUGUCGGGCAUGCCACCCCUGAACCCACCACCUGUGGCACCUCUACCUGCUGGAAUGAAUGGCUCUGGAGCACCUAUGAAUCUGAACAGUAACCUGAACCCUGUGUUUUUGGGUCCAUUGAAUCCUGUUAACCCUAUCCAGAUGAACUCGCAAAGUAGUGUGAAACCACUUCCCAUCAACCCUGAUGAUCUGUAUGUCAGUGUGCAUGGAAUGCCCUUUUCUGCCGUGGAAAAUGAUGUCAGAGAUUUUUUUCAUGGGCUCCGUGUUGAUGCAGUGCAUUUGUUGAAAGAUCAUGUAGGCCGAAAUAACGGGAAUGGAUUGGUUAAGUUUCUUUCCCCUCAAGAUACGUUUGAAGCCUUGAAACGAAACAGAAUGCUGAUGAUUCAACGCUAUGUGGAAGUUAGUCCUGCGACCGAAAGACAGUGGGUAGCUGCUGGAGGCCAUAUCACUUUUAAGCAAAGCAUAGGACCCUCUGGACAAACCCACCCCCCUCCUCAGACACUUCCCAGGUCAAAAUCGCCCAGUGGGCAGAAAAGGUCAAGGUCAAGAUCACCACAUGAGCCUGGGUUUUGUGUUUACUUGAAAGGGUUGCCAUUUGAAGCCGAAAACAAACAUGUCAUUGAUUUUUUUAAAAAGCUGGAUAUUGUGGAAGAUAGUAUUUAUAUCGCUUACGGACCCAAUGGGAAAGCAACUGGUGAAGGCUUCGUAGAAUUCAGGAAUGAGGCUGACUAUAAGGCCGCUCUCUCUCGUCAUAAACAAUACAUGGGCAAUCGCUUUAUUCAAGUUCAUCCAAUUACUAAGAAAGGUAUGUUAGAAAAGAUAGAUAUGAUUAGAAAAAGACUGCAGAACUUCAGCUAUGACCAGAGAGAAAUGAUGUUAAAUCCCGAGGGGGAUGUCAGCUCUACCAAAGUCUGUGCCCACAUCACAAAUAUUCCAUUCAGCAUUACCAAGAUGGAUGUUCUUCAGUUCCUGGAAGGAAUCCCAGUGGAUGAAAAUGCUGUACACGUUCUUGUUGAUAACAAUGGGCAAGGUUUAGGACAGGCAUUGGUUCAGUUUAAAAAUGAAGAUGAUGCACGUAAGUCUGAACGCUUACACCGUAAAAAACUUAAUGGGAGAGAAGCUUUUGUUCAUGUAGUUACUCUACAAGAUAUGAGAGAGAUUGAAAAAAAUCCCCCUGCCCAAGGUAAAAAGGGGUUAAAGAUGCCUGUGCCAGGUAAUCCUGCAGUUCCAGGAAUGCCCAGUGCCGGAAUGCCCAGUGCUGGAAUGCCCAGUGCCGGAAUGCCCAAUGCCGGAAUGCCCAGUGCCGGAAUGCCCAGUGCCGGAAUGCCCAGUACCGGAAUGCCCAGUGCUGGAAUGCCCAGUGCCGGAAUGCCCAAUGUGGGAAUGCCCAAUGUGGGAAUGCCCAAUGCGGGAAUGCCCAAUGCGGGAAUGCCGAGUGCAGGAGGUGAAGAGCAUGGCUUCCUAACUGUAGGCUCUAAGGAGGCCAAUAAUGGGCCUCCAUUUAACUUUCCUGGUAAUUUUGGUGGUCCGAAUGCCUUUGGGCCACCACUGCCUCCUCCAGGAUUAGGAGGGGGCUUUGGUGACGUUAGACCUGGUAUGCCUUCAGUUGGAAAUAGUGGUUUGCCUGGUCUAGGACUGGAUGUGCCAGGUUUUGGAGGUGGACCAAAUAAUUUAAGUGGGCCAGGAUUUGGAGGGGGGCCUCAGAAUUUUGGAAAUGGCCCUGGUAGCUUAGGUGGCCCCCCUGGCUUUGGAAGUGGCCCUCCUGGUCUUGGAAAUGCCCCUGGCCAUUUGAGUGGGCCGCCAGCCUUUGGGCCUGGGCCUGGGCCUGGCCCAAUCCACAUUGGUGGUCCCCCUGGCUUUGGGUCUAGUUCUGGAAAACCAGGACCAACAGUAAUUAAAGUGCAGAACAUGCCCUUCACUGUGUCUAUUGACGAGAUUUUAGAUUUCUUUUAUGGCUAUCAAGUGAUCCCAGGCUCAGUUUGUUUAAAAUACAAUGAGAAAGGUAUGCCCACAGGGGAAGCCAUGGUGGCCUUUGAAUCUCGGGAUGAAGCCACAGCUGCUGUUAUUGACUUAAAUGACAGACCGAUAGGCUCAAGGAAAGUAAAACUUGUAUUAGGGUAGCUGUUCACAUCAAUUCUUCAUAGGGUAGAUCUUCAUAGUGCUGUGAUUAAUGCAUCCAGAUUGUUUUCCUAGUAUUUCCAGGUUAGAACCUGUGGAUUGUUUCAAUUGCAUAUAGAUUGGAUUCCAUAAUAUAGAGCAUUGGUUGACCGUUUACAGAAGACUCACUAUCAGGAUAAACAUUGCUGUAUGUUACCGUAAAGCUGUCUGAAAAGAACACAAAAAUGAUUUUGGCAUACCAUUAGAGAAAUGAUUUAUAAAACUCAAAUGACGACAUCAAGCUUAUCAAGGAGUCUAGAUUGGUUUUGUUUUAUACCAUAUGGGAUGAAGAAAACAGAAAUGUCAGUAGAGCUUAUUAAGGGUGCUCUUGCCAGCUGCUGAAAAAUAGAAUUUGGUUUAAAGCUGGACAGAUUUGCUUUGUUAUAGGGUCAAAGCUUUGUCUAAAGUCCUCAUUUUCUUUUAAAAUUGAAUAAAAUCUCUGUAUACAGAUUCACUGUAUGUACCUUUAUUGCUUCUCGAGGGUUCUUGCUGUAUAGACAGUCCUGCUUCUGAAGUUGCUGCUUUGCCUAACUGACUCAUCUGUAAAUGAGCAGAACUGUUGUUGUUGUUUUUUUUUAAUAUAAAACUACACUUGGUUUGUGCUAUAACCUUGAACUUUGAUUUCUAAUGUCAUACUUAAAACUGUGGAAUAAGACUUUGCCACAAAAAUAAAAUAUGGAGUCCUCUACCUACCAGAGCCUUUUUGGUUUGACCUCUAAGUUUUAGUUCAGUCGGUUUAAAAAUUGUUCAUUUUGUUUGGAUGGCAUUGAAAACCAGAAACUGCUUUUAAUAAUCACUGUUUAAGUUGCUUGAUUGGAAGUCCUGUCCAUGAGGGACUAAUGUUCUGGCAAUUUCCUUCUGUCCCAAAUUUAUGUGAAAUUUUGGCCUGUAACUAAACAAAGAGGGUCCAUUUAUAAGAAAGAGCUUUAUUACAUCGAGGUUUUUAAAAAUGAAGUUGAAAUUGUUAGCUUUGGUAGCAAUAGUGUUACAGAAUUUUAAAAAAUCCAUAAGCUGGUUUGUAGAUUGAUAUGCAUUUAAUCCUGUUACUUGGAGGCUUUUGGUCUAGUUGUUUGAUCAGGAGCCUGUUUACAAAAUCUCAUACAGAGAAAAAGUACAGCUGCCAGAAGGGAGAGAAUUGAGACUCCGUGCCCUUUCAUACUCUUUUAUUUUGGCAUUCAGGACACUAAGGCAGGAGGACCACAUGGGUUCUGGUUGGUAAGUGUCCUUGUCAUGAAAACAUUUGCCUUACAACGUCCUGCCCACUGCCACAAAAGGCUCUGCUUAUGGUUACUUUUUUUCUUAGUUAAAAUGCUCUGAAGAUGUGUCACAUAUUAUAAACAUACGGAAUGGGAGAUUGGUGAGAUAUCAUGAAAAACAAAUUUUGUCUUUUACCUGGUCCUCUGUCUUAGUUUGAAGCAUUCUCAACAUUUCCUACAAAUGUGCUUGCAAAGGGGUCAGCCUUUUAAAAGAAAUAUUUCCUGUUAAAAAAAAAAUAGUGCCUUUUUGGUGUUGCAAAUCAGUGGAACACUGAAAUACAGCGUCGUGUAAUUUAGAGUUAGGAGUGGCAACAGUUUGAUUUGUGUGGUAAGAUUUGGAAAGCCUUUUCAGCAUUACCAUCAUAGAGGAUUGACAGUACAGGAUUUUUUGUUUAGGGAAAGGAUUGGUUAGACUUUCAAAAAAGACAUGGCUGUGUUGUGGGUCUUUUGAUAAUUCAUGAUUACAAAUUUGCUUUGACAGAUCACUAGAUAUUGCCUCCUCAACUAAAAAAGCAAUAUGAUGUUUGUAUAUGCUAUUCAAUUUAAGUUUUCUGUUAAGUAAUCAUUUCUCAUUCCAAGGACAGAGUGCAAAAAACUUCAGCGCUGUUUGGGAGUCUUAUUUCAACUGCACAUUAUUUUCCCCAUUGGAAAGCUGACUUUUUAUUUUAGAAAAAUGGGUUGUUUGAAGAUGAAAGUCUUUUCGUUUUUCACAAUUUAUUUUGGUUAUAUGUUCGUACAUUCUUAUUAAAUAUUUCAUAUACUUUAUUGCAACUAUUUUGUUAUUUCCACAUCUUAGGUAAAUGCUGAAAAGGAAAAUUUGAUUUCAUUGUUCAUCAAAUUAAAUAAAUUAAGAAAAUAGUGGUUGUGUAGAAAUUGGAGAGGACUAUGUUUUAUAUUUGGUUGAAUCACAACAGUGCUUUUCUUGUUGUGAAAUGUAAUUAAAUGCUUUGCCCUGUGGAACUUGAUUUUUGUGUAUCUGAGACUUAUUACACAUUACAUAGUGCUAACUGCUACGCAUACUGUUCAUCUGGCUCUGGGCAUUGGAGUUUGAGGUUUUAAAAAAUUCUUGAAAAUGUGUUCUGUGAAACGAUUCAUAGCUCUUUUCCUGCAAAUUUUCUCAUAAGAACUAGGUUUUGAGUGAUAACUAAUUUACAUUAUUUUCUUACUUGCUUUGUAUGGUAUGAAGGAUUUGUAAAGCUUUGCUCAAAGUUGUGUGCAUUUGUAAACACUAUCAUAUUUUCAAUUUCAUGUGUAAACUGUAUUGUCUACUUUCGUGACUGACAUGAAUAGAAGAGAAUCUUUUCCAUUAGGUUUUAUUUUUCUCCCCCUCCCUGCUAAAGGUUUGGGUUUUUUUAGUUAAAGGAUUAGAGAAAUCUACAAAAUGUAUUUUCUAAGUAAGCAAAGUUGUAAACUUUCUGAACUUUAGUGAAACAUUUAGUUCACAAGCAAAAUUUGGAAGUAUGUCCUGUGUUUACACUGUGGUUUGGAUGUACGAUUAUUAGUGGCUUUUUUUUUUUUAAUGCAACACUGUUACGUGAAAUGUAGUUGCUAGCUUUGUUCUCCAAGUUGUCAAAAUAAUGACAGUGAAAAUUCCAUUAGGAAACUUGAUUCAAAAUUUCAGAGAGUAAUACUCAGUGUAAUUAGGUUGGUCUUUACCCACUGGAUGAAAAUGUAGGGCAGUGUCUGGAAGUAAGCAAACGACACUUUGGGUGGAAAUACCUUGGAUAAAAAUAAGGAUUCAUGAAAGCCUUAAUCAAACUUCAUAGUCCCUUUUAUUGGAUUUUGUCAUUGUUUAUUGGUGUGGGUCAAGUAUUUAAAAAUAAAUCCACUCGUCAAUUUCAAGAGCACUUAAAAAAUGAGUAAAGGAAAUGUAAAAUUGCUGCUAGUCAAAUCUGGAAAGAAUUUCUGGCAGUGAUCACUUAAAAUUAUUUCCCAUUCUUACAAAAUUACCACAUUUAAAUUGUCUUACUGGCGGUUCUACAGUAGUCCAAACUUUAGAAACCAAACACAAUAAAAUAAUUCAUUGCCAUUAUGGCCAAAAAUUGCCAGCAAAUACUGCCUUGGCAUCAUUUAGCAGAGGUUUUUUUGUUUAUAAAGAUGAAGUCUUGGGUACUGUUCAAUAAACUUGUCACAAAAGAAAACAGGCUGAUACUUUUAAUACUUUAACUGCACAAGAGUACUGACCUAUACCGUCAGGUAUUUCUUUUUUAAACUCCUGAAAAUAUUUUGUGCUUUGGAAAGGUGGAUUUGGUGAUCUUGGAGGUAACAAUUGUUGCUUAUCCUUGCCCACUAAUGCUGAAGUGUGGAAAGAAGAGGAUACCUGGAGCGGCAGGGGGAGGAAACUUGAUUCUAGGUCAAAUCUGUGGUAUUCACCCUUUAAAACUUUUAUUAUAUGUCAUUUGCUAGCAAGCCACUUCAUUAUGUGGACUCAGGAAGCACCAGAAAUCAAAUGCUCCUUUUCCCAGGAUUCUUGGA